This is a messenger RNA of Dichomitus squalens LYAD-421 SS1, 3686 nucleotides long. RefSeq lists its product as uncharacterized. Lineage: Eukaryota; Fungi; Basidiomycota; Agaricomycetes; Polyporales; Polyporaceae. Gene Ontology annotation, cellular component: endosome; lytic vacuole. Gene Ontology annotation, molecular function: SNARE binding. The coding region runs from base 1 to 3246 and encodes 1081 amino acids. The record is from RefSeq and is a predicted model, not a curated record. Gene Ontology annotation, biological process: SNARE complex assembly. The transcript is spliced from 11 exons.
AUGCCAACAACCAAGCUUUCGUCAUGGAAUGGUAGCAAUGAUGAGGUAGCCGCUUAUCCGGCACCCACUCUGUCGCGUCGCAUUCGACACAUAACUUCAAUCCAAGUCCGCAACCUAACCCCAUUCCCCGUUCGCGAUGCCUUGGCUUCCGCUCUCACUAAACCAUCCGCACAACCUCAGUUCACUCCGCAUGGACGCUUGUCAGACGACCUUGAUGUGACCGUGGGGAGGAAACGCGGACGACGUGUAUCGACCGCUAGCUCCAUUCACUCCGUUCCUCGGAGUGAAGAAGAUGGCGUAUCAGGGAGUCUAAACUAUUCUGGUGAGCCCACCUUGCGUAGGCGGUCGUCCUCCAGAGCUAGCAUACCCACCUCCACCUCUGUGGGUUCGUCGAGUCCCAAACUCACGAGACAGUCGUCGAACAUCGGGUCCACAUCGUCCGUGCGCCCUGCUCACCGCGCCCGUGCGCUGUCCAUCGCGUCCACCCAUUCUCAUCAAGCCGCGUCCUCCGUGUCGGCGCUGUCCGGCGACCUCGGCACCUCUUCUUCUGCCUUCUUCCCAGGAUUACUCCGAGAUACAUCUCAGAAGAGCUUGGAGAAGAUAUUACAAUCACGUCUCGUGGAGACCUUUGUCACCGUUACUUUGCUCUCGAACGAUUCUGACACCGAUCAUGGAAGGGCAGGCACUCCUAGUGGUGAGCGUGCGCAGCUCCCUUCGCCGUCUCCCUCGCGGCCCAAUAGUCCGUCUCUACUGGUGAAGAACAAAGCUUCGAUGAAGAGUAGCUCGUCAGUCAAGACAAUGGCUAGACGCGUUACCGUAGGAUCCUCGAAUCCUUCCGCGACUGCACGGUCUCCGGCCACACCCACUCCACAUUCUCCUUCUCCUUUAGCCCCUUCCGUCAAGAGCGUACUUAGCACCCAUGGGAAGUCUGCGUCCGUUUCGCUGCUUAAUAGCAAGACUUCUAAUUCCCCAGCAACCCCUUCGCGUCACAAGGCGCCCUUCCCUGCCGCUCUCUCGACCACAUGUCCUACACCGGGUUCCUUAGAGGUAUCCCAAAGCUCGCUACAGGCUGUGACUCUAUCCGCCGCUCAGGACGAGGCUCUGCCUGUUCCUGACUAUAUUUCCCCAAUUCACUGGCCUUCGAUCAAUCCGGUCUUUCAGCUCAGCCGCCACGAGUUCGCACCUGGGACUCGUUUGAGUGGUGCGAAAAUGCGAGUAGACAUUUGGGGUCGAAUGGACCAGGAGGGAGGGAGCACUUUUCGCGCGUCGGAUAGCAUCCAUUCAGGGAGGCCUGCGGAUACGAAGGGCAAAGGGAAGGAGAAGCAGGUGGAUGGCUCCAACAGGACUCAGUGGAAGGUCUUGGAGUCGUGGAAGGUCGUUUUGGACCAGUUGAAGCCUUUGCCGCAAGAUCUUGCUGCAAACCCUUCUCAUCUCCCAUCGAAUACGUUGCUGAUAUCGCUAUCGUCUGGCGAGACUCUCUACCUACCUGCCCGCUCACUACAAUCGCACUCGCCGUCUCGGGCGCCAUCUCCGAAUGUCGGCUACAAUUCGGAUCCCGAGACGGGAGUACAUAAAAUGAGAGGGACGGCAGGAGAGAUGGGGUUGCGAACCCCACGACUCGAUGGCAGCUUGGACGAUAUACCCGCUAGUCCGACGAUUAGCGAGCUUGAUGGAACGAGCACGACUCACUUCCGACGGAAGCGUGCGGUCAAAUCCGCGAAUUGGCAGGAUUUGCUCAAGCUGAUCAAUCUUCAGUCGGUGAUACUGGAUACUCAACAAUCCUUAAACGAGGUGGUUCGUCAAAUCGACAGGGCUGUCGUCCAUAACGAAGCACGCAUCCUUGCUCGGGAGGUCUCCGAACGAGCAGCAUGGGUGCAUGAUCUCAAUGAGGAGAGAUUAAAAGUCGACCGGGAUGCAGAAGAAUUGCGCAAGCGCAUAACUGCUCGACGUGAGGACUUGCGACGGCGACGUGCAAUACUCAAGGAAGCACACCGUCUGCACGAGGCGGACCUCAAAGAGGGGGCAAGGACGGAAGAGAUCAUUGCUGAGGAGCGAGCUCGGCUAUCGUCUUUGCGCAACCUUCUCCCGAUUAUGCGCAGCAACUUGAUAUCCAUCGUCUCGUUCAUAUACCCCAUAGACCUUGUCUCCCCUCCGGACCUGCUUUUCUCCAUCCUAAAUGUACCUCUCCCUAUCCCUGUUGCAGCUACCGACCCUGCCCCGCCGCUGUCCCUGCCGGCAUCCAAAGACGUGACAGAAGACAGCGUGGCAACAGCGUUAGGCUUCGCCGCGCAGCUCGUUCAGCUCUUGGCUGCCUACAUGGGACACAGGCUUCUUUAUCCAGUGACAUGUGUGGGUAGCCGGAGUAUGAUCAAGGACGGCAUUUCUGCCAUGGUUGGACCGAGGAAUUUUCCCCUCUUCUCGAAGGGUGUCGACACAUACCGUUUCGAGUAUGGAGUGUUCCUACUCAACAAGGACAUUGAGAUGCUCAUGAGUGAGCGCAAUCUGCGUGCAUUGGACAUGCGCCAUACUCUGCCGAACCUGAAGAACCUGCUUCUGACACUCACAGACAAUGAGCAACGCAGCAUCCCUGGUCAUCGUGUCGCCUCCUCGUCGGUAUCGAUCUCGUCCCUGCAAUCCGAGUCGGCUGUACCGGCGAAAUCUUCACUCUCCUCCGAGCCGACGUCAGGAACCGAUGCUGAAGAAGGCGCCUCCGUUGACAAGCAUGCUCCAUCGGGGCCAUCGGAGGAUGGGACGACUGCCAGCAGGAGCAGCACCCCACCAGCGAGUGGGACAACGACCCCAACGAAGUCGACUCCGAUCCCGCGCAAGUCGCGUGCAUACUUCGACCUCGCGCCGUUCACCGGCUUCCUGACGUUGCGUGGGCGAUCCACCGCCAGUCAGAAGCCGUCAGUGAAGGCCGUGGCGGAGACGCCCGACUCGGAGGCGCAGGCGUCGCUUGACACGGCUGACGCGGAUGGAAGUGCCGCGCAGGGCGAGGCUGCCGACGGCGAUGGUGAGGGGGUUGAUGACGAAGAUGACCGGAGAACGAUCCGGGGCGUCGGCCCCGCGGAGAUCGACGAUGAGGAAGAGGUGGUUGAGGGAAAGGCGAUUGCGGAGCCUUUCUGCGAGCCGUCCCGUGGGCACCCCCCAAAGGCCAAGUCGAAUGCGAAGGGCGGGGUGGCCAACGGGCGGGAGAAGGUCGUUGACGACCCCGUGGUGCAGUCGCCGCCUUUGGUCCUGAGCUAGCAGGGCAUGCUUGGCUUGUCCUGUUAACCUUUGCGCCGCGAUUGGCCUUGCCGAUCGCCUUACGCGAGGGAAGUUGCGAACACUGGAUGCGGCGCAGCCGCACAUACUCUAUCUCUCAAAUCUUCCUUGUCUGGUCCGUAGACAUACGCUCUUUACACACCUUUGUGUUCAUGCCGCUACUAUAUUCGUGUUGUGCUUUACAAGUAGUCCAGUCAACGUUCGUUGUCCUCUCAGACGAUGAGGAUCCUAAUGGUAUACACGACCGCACCAUUGAACGAUCCGACGUAACGAUGUACCGGGUGGCGGCGACCAGUGACAAGGAAACAAUUCCUGCUCGGGUGCUCCCGGCAACCUAGCUGACGCCCUCAUACCAAGGGCGUGAUCAAAGUCAUAUCGCUCAGGGCCCGGUUGUUCGCUUAAUGGAAGCGGACACAUAGCGU